Molecule: messenger RNA, 3337 nt
Organism: Corticium candelabrum
Lineage: Eukaryota; Metazoa; Porifera; Homoscleromorpha; Homosclerophorida; Plakinidae
Product: protein dispatched homolog 1-like
Exons: 3
Coding region: 72-3143 (1023 amino acids)
Biological process (GO): smoothened signaling pathway
Cellular component (GO): membrane
Molecular function (GO): transmembrane transporter activity
Source: RefSeq, a predicted model, not a curated record
CAAAUAGAUCUGGAGCAACGAAGCUUAGAGUUACGAUUUAUUGCGUACAGUAGACUCUAAGUUCUUGCAGUAUGAGGAUGACGAUUUUGCGUGCCUACUCACAAUUCUUAGUGAGAUGGCCGUAUCUGAUGAUUGCCAUUAUUUGUGUGUUGAUGCUACUGAUGAUACCGAUUGGAUUCAGUCCAAGCAUUCACUCAUUGCCGGACUUUGCACAGCCAGCGAAGGGAUUUGAAACUCGAGGGACUACAAUUGCUAAACGUGAUCAAACACUGAAGCGCAUCCAAACGCUGACAUCUGAACAAACAUUUUUUAAGUCCGUGCCGAUUCCAAGACAUCAAAUAACAGGAGAUCGAAAGAGACGACAAGUUUCUGGAUGCGAAAGAUAUUAUAGAAUUGUCGAUCUGACUUCAGCCAACGACACUAAGUUGCACUUAUGUUUCAUAGAAGAUGAGCAAGUACUGGCAUUUGAAGGCGACUUACUGCAUGAUACAUCAAUACGAGCCAUGUGUUCUUUAUCGGAAUCUGUGGUGCGAUCUCAUUCUUUGUAUUCCCAAGUCUGUUAUACUGAUGUUAGCAGCAGUUGUGUGCCUGACAUUUCUCUCGGCAAUAUCCUUGCUUCAUGGAAAGGUAAAUCAAGGUGUCAAGAUAUCACAAAUGAGGAUGUAAACGAACUGAUAGGGAGUCUUGCUCGUUGUGCCCAACUGUAUCUUGAUGGAAAACUCGAUUCAGACUGUGCAGAAAGAAUGGGAUCUUCUACAUCCUGCAGUCAAGUGUCAUCUGAAUGCAGUGAUAUGAAUGCCAUGUUUACUAUUAUGCAUUACCUUAUUGAUGUCAACUUUGUGAAAGCAAUUGCUAGUUGGUGUGGAGGAAAAUCUGGCAAUUGUGACGACAGUCUACCUGUUUUGCAGUACUCCAUUGCCAUCCUUCAAGCAAAAGAGUCGGCAUCUGUUUUUGAAGUCAUCUACAAAGAUCGAUUGACGUCAACUGUGUCAAAUGAUGGUGUUACGUUAGUAGGAUUUAGCUUUGAUGGAGUUGCUUACAAGGUGUUUCAAGAACGUCUGUUGAGUGAUGUUAUUUAUCCUGCUCUUUCUAUUAUAAUUGUCUUCAUUAUUAUGUGGAUCUACACCGGAACAUUGUUUGUGACCGGAUUGUCUGUCUUUGCUAUUAUGUCUUCAAUGGGUGUUGCAUAUUUUUGGUACACUAUCGUGUUUGGAGUCGAUUUCUUCCCAUUCAUAAACCUGACAGCGAUUGUUAUUCUUAUUGGAGUUGGAUCAGAUGACGUGUUUGUGUUUAUGGACACCUGGAAGCAGAUAAAACGAAACAAUCCAAAUGCUUCAAUAGUGGAACGAGUUCAAAAAACGCUUCGUCAUGCUGCUUUGUCAAUGUUUGUGACUAGUUUUACUACAUCAGCAGCUUUCUUUGCUAAUGCGAUAUCAUCGAUUAUUAGCAUCAAGUGUUUUGGUGUAUACGCGGGGAUAUCUGUGUUGGUCAACUACAUUCUAAUGAUUACUUGGCUUCCAGCUGUUGUUGUGAUUUCAGAGAAAUAUAUUGAUGUAUUAUGGGAAAAGAUCACAAAUGGACGUUUGUCUUCGUUUGUGAAAAUCAAACAUGUUUGGAAUUUAUGUUUGCAGAAAUGCUCUUCGGUGUAUACAGUUGGCAUUCCAUGGUUGAUAUUUAAAGUUCACUUACUGCUGGUCAUCUUGUUAGUUGGUCUGGGAAUUGGGAUGACAGUAGUUGUGUUUCAUAGUCCGGGUCUCCAGCUUCCUACCACAAACCAAUUUCAGUUGUUUCUAUCAUCAGACAUUCUCUCAACGUACGAUUUCAAACUUGUUGAUCGUUUUGCAUUUGAAUCUUCACUUGCAGAUGAAGAAACAAUGCCUAUAGUUUUUGCAUUUGGUCCCAUUCCAGAAGACCACGGCAGCCAGUUUGAGCCCAGUCAGGAGCCAGUAGGACCAGUAAAGUUCCAGCAGACAUCGAUGGUCAUUAGUGAAGCAGGACAGGUAUGGCUAUUGGAAUUUUGUUCUGAUAUCAGAAACCAGACAUUCUAUAGACAAGGUUAUGAAAGCUGCUUUAUUUUGGACAUGAACAUUUGGCUACAACAACUUAAAACACCUAGCAACUGUGCAGACUAUAAGGCAACUGUACAAAGGUACGCAAGAGGUUACAAUGUGAAAGAUGUGGAACCACUGUGUUGUGAUGUCAUUUUGCCAACAAAUGUAACGACUUUUAGCACGUGUCUCGUUCACUGGAGCAUUGCUAAGCGUAGUUAUUCUACAAGUUGGAAUGGUCCACUCUUUCAAAUAGACAUGGCAACUAAAGAAAUUCAACUAAUUGCUCUUUUUGUUCAAGUUACGAGCAAUCAGGUUUACACCAAUUCGUACACAGACAUGAAUUCAUUUUGGGAGAGUGUGCAGAAGUGGCUUGAUUCCAUCGGCCGCUCUGCACCUCGUGAACUGCAAGGCGGUUGGUUUACGAGUCCAUACUAUCUUCGAUUCUAUGACUUGCAGCAGAGUUUGUCGAUUGGAUCUGUGCUUUCAAUGGGAGUUUCGAUCGGUGUAGCUUUUGCUGUCCUCUUCCUUACCAGUUUGAACGUCUUGAUUAGUGUGUAUGCCAUUGUAUCGAUUGCUGGCACGUUAGUGUGCACUGUUGGCACUCUAGUGUUGCUUGGAUGGCAGCUGAAUAUAAUGGAAUCUGUUGCCAUGUCUAUUGCUGUCGGCCUUUCAGUUGACUUUGCUGUCCACUAUGGAGUGGCGUAUCGAUUGUGUUCUGAGCCGGACAGGAAAAAGCGAACACAAUAUGCUAUUACUCACAUGGGACCUGCCAUUACCAUGGCUGCUGUAACAACGUUUGUUGCCGGUGCAAUGAUGAUGCCUUCGCAGAUUUUAGCGUACCAUCAGUUGGGCAUUUUCCUGAUGCUCAUCAUGUUGUACAGCUGGAUCUUUGCUAACUUUUUCUUUUUACCAAUCUGUUGCCUGAUUGGACCACAAGGUAUGUGUUGUCAGAUAAAAAUUCCAAGGCACAUUGACUGUUACUUAGUGGAAGAGAGUGAGCAGGAAUCUGCGUCAGGCUAUUCUGGUGGUGUGGAGAUGGCAGACAGUACAGAUAUGGAAGAAAUGACAGAGCCAUUGAUUAUUGAAGAAUGAACGAGGAGAGUCAACCAACUUAUAAUUAUUUGUUCUCGCUGUGGUCAUUUGCAGUCUUUUUAGCACAAGUGGUUUAUUUUUAUAGUAAUUUGGCGUGGUGCUUCACACACACACACGCACGUACACACACACACACACACACACACACACACACACACACACACACAAAUAUAAAAUUAUAUUUCUAUAAAAAC